AGCCACAGGUGACGUCACGACGCGAUCACGCACCCCAAAGUCACAUGAAACCUUUCAUAUUGAAAGUGUUUUUUUAAUGUACCGAUUUUUGUCUUUUCUACGCCCAAAACUGUCGCAAGUGAAACUGAAACUGCAAUUUAAUCUGCAGGAGGUCUAAAAGAUCCAACAUGGAUGAGGACGGGCUGCCAAUUGUGGGGUCUGGAGUUGAUCUUACCAAGGUUCCUGCCAUUCAACAGAGAAGAAUUGUUGCCUAUCUCAAUCAGUUUGUUGUGCACACAGUUCGGUUCCUUAACCGCUUCUCCACUGUUUGCGAAGAGAAACUUGCAAAUAUAUCUCUUCGCAUACAGCAGAUUGAAACCACUCUCUGUAUUUUGGAAGCCAAGCUGUCCUCCAUUCCUGGACUGGAGGACGUCACAAUAGAUGGAAUUGGUCAGCAGCGAACUGCACAGGCUAAUGGACCCACUGCUGCCAGUCAGAGCCAAACAGGUGGUCCAUCAGCAGGGACUCUGCCACCUCCAGAGCCUGCUCAGACUGCACCAGAAGCUGCACCGACACAGAAAGCAGAAGCAGCUGCAGCUGCAGAGAAUGUCAUGACUGUUGCUAAGGACCCACGUUACGCCCGAUAUCUGAAAAUGGUUCAAGUGGGGGUUCCAGUUAUGGCCAUUAGGAAUAAAAUGGUCCUGGAGGGUUUGGAUCCCAACUUGCUAGACACACCAGAUGCCCCAGUUCCAGAUGGAGGAACAAAGAAUGCAGAGGAUCAAGAUGUUGCCGCCACCAGCUCUGACAGCGAAUCAUCUUUCAGUGACUGACAUCUUUCCCAUAUCCUCCUCACCAUGAAGCUGUCUGCAAAGGCCGUCCAUCGCAAUCUGAGCUUCUUCAGGCCUGUACUUAGAGGAGGACAAGUCUGCAGUGUGCCUGUAAAGGAGGACCAGCCGGAGGGUGGAGAUGUAGGUGCCUGAGACAGAGUCUGUCCACAGAGAUUUGUAAUUUCAGUGUGAAUGAGCUGGAAUAGUUUUCUUGUUGGUCAAUCUGACCUCCUUGAGUUUGAUACAUUAUUAGCAUUUUUAAUUAAUGAUCAUUCUUUUCAAAAAAGAGGGGGUACUUUCCCCUUGUUGAUUAUAUAAGCUGUGGUCUUGAGGACACGGCUGUAGCAAGUAGCUUCUCUACAAAACCUGUCAGAUAGUAGUUACAGGUCGUCUGUGUCAGUGACACUAAUAGAGAUACACUCAUCAGCUGGUACUUCUGUCUCGUUUUGUUACAGGGUCCAGAUAAAAUAUCUACAUAUGUUGGAUACUCUGAAUGAUUAAAACAAUCCGUCAAUCUGUCACAAUGGUCUUGUUCCAGUAUCAAUAUUCUGUGCAUCACAAACCUGUUUAGUAAGGCCUUUUUCUCGUCAGUCAUAUUGUGCUACAAAGUAUCAGGAAGUUGCAGUCUGAACACCUGAAAUACCAGUUUCUCUGCAUGUUAAAGUAGCUGUGGUCUGCAAAAGCAGUGUGACGAAUAUCCUAAAGUAAAGAUUAUCUCUUAGCUAUGCAUUAUCUCUAAGAUAUUGUAAACAAGCUGCAGAGGAUGAAUAUUAUGCGUUUCCAGUGUUUUACCUUGUUUCCUACUUUUCUUUUCAAAGUGACCACAGUGGAAGAGAGACAACCACAGUAGAUUCAGUGUAAAGCCACUGUUGCUUUGGCAUUCAUUUAGAUGAAGUCAGUGGCUUUGGAAAGUAUUCAGACCCCUUCAGUAUUUGUACUUUAUUAUAAUGUGAUUAAUCUUAUCUUUUGGUAAUAAUCUGCUCAGUCAUUACAAAUCUUUUUUUAAAAGAUAAAAAUACUAAGUGAAAUCUGAAUACUUCCUGAAGCAGCUGUUUGUGUCUUUGAUUUAUGAUAUAAAAGUCUAUAAUUAAAAAGGAGUUGUAGUGUUUAUUCCGGCUCUGCUUUAAGUAUUUCCAUCACUAACAUUUCUCAUUGUCAUGCCUCUUAAUCUUGUAGAUUUUUAAAUGUUUUGCCAGGAAUAAGAGUUUAUUGCGCACUGACCUCUGCUCAAAUGAAGAGUAAACAAACUUGCACUAAGAGGCGAAUCAGUGAUAAAAAAAAAAGGUCAGCUACGGGUUAUUUUUGUUUGACUCUUUGUCAUUACAUCGACCAGAACUUGUGUGUACAUGCCCAGAGACUGUGCCAAGAAUGCUUUAGCACAAUAUACAUUUAUUGUCUUUUUAUAAGAUCUCUAUGGAUGAAUAUUACACCAUGGUGACUGUGAAAAAGUUGAAUGUGGAGAAAUCUGGUAAGCACUUUGUUUACGAGAGCAAGAACUGUUGCAUUUUGCCUGUAAUAAACACUCAUACAGUUUGCUUUUUAAAAAAAAA
Molecule: messenger RNA, 2356 nt
Organism: Lates calcarifer (barramundi perch)
Lineage: Eukaryota; Metazoa; Chordata; Actinopteri; Centropomidae
Gene: washc3
Product: WASH complex subunit 3
Exons: 7
Coding region: 168-809 (213 amino acids)
Biological process (GO): exocytosis; actin filament polymerization
Cellular component (GO): WASH complex
Source: RefSeq, a predicted model, not a curated record